UGCAGAAUCUGAAUAUCCAGGCUGAUCAGGCUCCAGUCAUUGCUGUCUUGGGCUCUGGUUGGGAGCUGUGGGCCCACAUUGCUUGUCUUGGUGUGCUGAGUGAGAUGAAAGAACUUGGCCUGUUGGAUGCUGUCACAUACCUCGCAGGGGUCUCUGGGUCCACUUGGUUUAUGUGGAGGUGCUCUUAUUGAUGUUGAAGAAAAUAAAAAAAAUAUUUGGAGUGAUUAUUUGAGGGGAUUCCAGGGACCAAUCCUAGUGAUACCUCUUUUGAAGAGCUCAUCUGCACUUUCUUCUAACAGAAGAGGAAAGGAUAGUGACAUAUUCAGCAGCACCAAGGAUAGAUAUGAGUGCAAUGUUCUUGGAUUUAGUUAUGCUUUAUGUCAAAGAUCAAGAUGACCCCAGCAUCAAGAAAAUGCUGCAUGUCCUUCAGCAGGCUCUGGGCACUGAGACAGGUUUAGUCUCAGAUACUUUUCUGAGAAAAACUGGAAUGCUGUUUUGGAGUUUUGAGUGAGGAACUUUUCACAGCUUCCCCUAUAAACAUGGAGAGACCACUGGGACAGGAUGAGAUUGAUGAGCUCCGGGAAGCAUUUCUUGAAUUUGACAAGGACCGAGAUGGGUUCAUCUCUUACAAAGAUUUGGGCAAUCUCAUGAGAACUAUGGGUUACAUGCCUACAGAGAUGGAGUUGACUGAGUUGGGCCAGCAAAUACGAAUGAACCUUGGUGGCCGUGUAGACUUUGAAGACUUUGUGGAACUGAUGACCCCCAAAUUGCUUGCAGAGACAGCAGGGAUGAUUGGUGUCCAGGAGAUGCGAGAUGCCUUCAAGGAGUUUGAUGCCAAUGGAGAUGGGGAGAUCACACUGGCAGAACUGCAGCAGGCCAUGCAGAGGCUGCUGGGAGAGAAGCUUACACCCCGGGAGAUUGCUGAGGUGGUACAGGAGGCUGAUAUCAAUGGAGAUGGCACUGUUGACUUUGAAGAAUGGCAUUCUUCCAGGAGCACUGAAAGAUAGGACAAAGGCUAGAAAUAUAGCUCUGCAGAGUUUGUGAAGAUGAUGUCUCGUUGAAGAGGUAAUAGAAGCUCCAGACACAUGCUGCCUUGUCAACAUGGCCGAAUACUUGUAGAGCACUGGAUGCCCAGAAUACCUUAAGGGAUGGAGGGUGGGAGUGAGCUUGCCACCAUAUGGACUAGGGUGUGACUACAAACAGUUGCUUUGAUUCUUGGGAGCAGAGGCAUACAUAGAAGCAAGUUUAGGAGGAAGACUCUAUGUAUAUAAAUCUGAAUUAUACUAGGAUCUAGUGCCAUGUUCCAGAAGCUAUGGCAUCAUAUCCUAGUCUGUUUCCCACCAGAUUCUCCUUCCAUGACUCCCAUGGUUAAAAGAUGAUGGGGGAACUUUUUCAUAGUCUAAAAGAAAGAAAAGAAAGCUUUUCAAAAAGUUAUACACAUAGCUUACCUUUCCCCUGGCUACUCUAACAAUGACCUCAUUUCCUUCUCUUAGUAAGAGAGUGUCCCACUAGUCACAGGGUUAUAAUGACAAUCCUAAUAAGCAUCAGUUUAGAAAUGUCUCGGGAAGAAGCAUUCAAGGUUGCAUUUUUCCAAUUUACCAGAAGCACAGUCUGUCGCUCCCCCCAUAACCACCCAUGUCCCUGCCCAAGUGUGAGAUAACCCCCGGGGAACUGAGCUAAACCACAAAUCUGGAUUAUCAAGGUUUAGUGCAAGCUGGUCCCUGUGAGUAUUUAAUCCUCUGCAAAAUGAGAGAGAGAGAGAGAGA
Molecule: messenger RNA, 1766 nt
Organism: Mastomys coucha (southern multimammate mouse)
Lineage: Eukaryota; Metazoa; Chordata; Mammalia; Rodentia; Muridae
Gene: Cabp5
Product: calcium binding protein 5
Exons: 11
Coding region: 540-1007 (155 amino acids)
Molecular function (GO): calcium ion binding
Source: RefSeq, a predicted model, not a curated record